Messenger RNA from Sorex fumeus (smoky shrew), 963 nucleotides. RefSeq names its product olfactory receptor 10V1-like. Gene Ontology annotation, cellular component: membrane. Gene Ontology annotation, molecular function: olfactory receptor activity; G protein-coupled receptor activity. Bases 1 to 963 code for a protein of 320 amino acids. Lineage: Eukaryota; Metazoa; Chordata; Mammalia; Eulipotyphla; Soricidae. Gene Ontology annotation, biological process: G protein-coupled receptor signaling pathway. The record is from RefSeq and is a predicted model, not a curated record. The transcript has a single exon.
AUGGCCCUGUGGCCCAAAAACUAUAGCACAAGCUCUGAGUUCAUCAUCCUGGGCUUUGGGGAGCUGGCUGAUCUGAAAUUCUUCUUCUUCGGGAUCUUCCUCCUCAUGCAUCUCAUCACGCUCGCAGGCCACACCACCAUCGUCCUCAUCACCCUGGUGGACUCCUGCCUGCAGACCCCCAUGUAUUUCUUCCUUCGCAACCUGUCCGCCAUCGAAAUUUGUUAUAUACUCGUCAUUGUCCCCAACAUGCUGGCCAACUUUCUGACCAGUAGCCAGCGGAUGCCCUUCCUGGGCUGUGCCCUGCAGAUGCACCUCUUCAUUGCCCUGGGUGGUGCCGAGUGCUUCCUCCUGGCUGUCAUGGCCUAUGACCGCUUUGUGGCCAUCUGCAACCCCCUGCGCUACACACUCAUCAUAACCAGACCUCUUUGCCUGGCCAUGCUGGCCCUGGCUUGCACCAGUGGCUUUGCUCUCUCUCUCACCCUGACUACACUCAUUUUCCUCCUGCCCUUCUGCAACUCCCGCGAGAUCAACCACUUCUUCUGUGACAUCCCGGCAGUGCUCUUCCUGGCCUGCUCUGAUACUCGGACCAAUGAGAUUGCAGUCUUCAUUGUCUGCCUGCUCAUCCUGCUCAUUCCCUUCUUGCUUAUCCUGCUUUCCUAUGCCUUCAUCAUCGCUGCCAUCCUCCGAAUCCAGUCAGCAGAAGGCCGAAGCAAAGCCUUCUCCACCUGUGCCGGGCACCUGCUUGUCUCUCUCCUGCACUACGGCUGUGCCAUCUUCAUCUACAUUCGUCCCAAGUCGUGCUACACUCCAGAACAGGACAAAAUUGUGUCCCUCAUCUACACCAAUGUCACGCCCAUGCUCUAUCCCAUGAUCUAUAGUCUGAGGAACAAGGAGGUCAAGGGUGCCCUUAAGAGACUACUGGAAAGCCACAGCCAGAUGUGGCAGAAGCCUGCUGCCAGGUGA